CAUCAGCGGCGCGGGAGGCGGGCCCGGCCAAUGGCGGGCGCGUGUGGCGCCCGUCACCGUGGCGACGGGGCCGGUCCCGGGGAGGCGGCGAUGGGUUGACAGGUGCGUGACAGUCGGGAGCUUCUCCGCAGGCAUGUACGGCAAAGGCAAGAGCAACAGCAGCGUCCCGUCCGACAGCCAGGCCCGCGAGAAAUUAGCACUGUACGUAUAUGAAUAUCUGCUCCAUGUAGGAGCACAGAAAUCAGCCCAGACAUUUUUAUCAGAGAUAAGAUGGGAAAAAAAUAUCACACUGGGGGAGCCCCCAGGAUUCUUGCAUUCCUGGUGGUGUGUGUUCUGGGAUCUCUAUUGUGCAGCUCCAGAAAGACGAGAAACAUAUGAACACUCAAGUGAAGCAAAAGCCUUUCAUGACUAUAGUGCUGCAGCAGCUCCCAGCCCAGUGCUAGGAAACAUUCCCCCAGGAGAUGGCAUGCCAGUAGGUCCAGUACCACCGGGGUUUUUUCAGCCUUUCAUGUCCCCCCGGUACCCUGGAGGCCCAAGGCCACCUCUCAGAAUACCCAACCAGGCCCUCGGAGGUGUCCCAGGGAGUCAGCCCCUCCUGCCCAGCGGGAUGGACCCCACACGGCAGCAGGGUCAUCCAAACAUGGGUGGGCCAAUGCAGAGGAUGACUCCUCCAAGGGGAAUGGUGCCAUUAGGACCACAGUCUGACCCUUGGUUGUCGUUGCAGAACUAUGGAGGUGCCAUGAGACCCCCUCUGAACGCUUUAGGUGGCCCGGGGAUGCCUGGGAUGAACAUGGGUCCUGGGGGUGGUAGACCUUGGCCAAACCCAACCAAUGCCAAUUCUAUACCUUAUUCCUCAGCCUCUCCUGGGAACUAUGUGGGUCCUCCAGGAGGUGGAGGGCCACCAGGAACACCCAUUAUGCCUAGUCCUGCAGAUUCAACCAACUCUGGAGACAACAUGUACACUUUAAUGAAUGCUGUGCCACCUGGGCCCAACAGACCUAAUUUUCCACUGGGGCCAGGCUCAGAUGGACCCAUGAGCGGACUGGGUGGAAUGGACUCACACCAUAUGAAUGGAUCAUUAGGCUCAGGAGACAUGGACAGUAUUUCCAAAAACUCUCCCAGUAAUAUGAGCAUGAGCAACCAGCCUGGCACUCCCAGGGAUGACAGUGAGAUGGGUGGAAACUUCCUAAACCCUUUCCAGAGUGAGAGUUACUCCCCUAGCAUGACAAUGAGUGUGUGACCCCUUCACAAGUGUCGCCAUGAAGACCACAGUGAGUUGGCCCUCUCCAGAGAGCUACUGCAGAAGAAAAUUAUUCGUCCCAGUGUACAGUUUAACUAAAGGAUCCCAGACACAAUCAGACCCACCUGGGUUGUUUGGUUUUUUUUUUUUUUUUCUCCUACCAUCUCCCUUGUUUUGUCAAGAAAGUGGGUCCCAAACAUGCUUGAGACAACUGUAAGGAGUGGCAUGAGAGAAGUGCCCGAGGUGGAGCUGCCAGCACCUGUCUGUGUGUGUACAUGUGUGGGUCAGCGUGGGGUGUGUGUGUGACACACAAACACACACACACACACAGACCCCAGGACACUGUAAAAUAGGAUCACGUGACAUCUUACAUAGAAAUCAGAAGUAGGGACUUUUAUUCCAUUAAUUUUUUUUUCCACGUUUACAUUUUAAUUAUUAAAAUUUGCUUUCCCUCUCCCAUCCUGAACUGUUUUAUGUUGCAUAUAUCACUGCUUUAUAAGUUAUUUUUUAAGUUGAACUCAAAAGAUAAAUUCUUUUGAUUUUGUUAGUGUCUGCCAUUAUGGAUAGGAAUAAAAUUGCUUAUACGAGCUUUCAUUACCUUGUGUUUGAUACCAGCUACCCUGUGAAUCACAAAUUGUACUGUCUCAAGAAAUAGAAGAAAGCUCAUCUUAAUUUUUUUGAGAAAUUUAAUAACUUCCACCUAGUUUGGGGAUUUUUUUUGAUACUUUGCCUUUAAGAGAAAAAAAGAAGCACUGAAGGUUAUUUUUCUUCUUUAAUUGAAGCCUAAUAUCUGCAAUAUCUAUUUUAAAUGGAAGCCUGAAUUUGAUACAAGCUUCUCAGUUUAUAUAGAGUACUAUAAGGUUACUGUAAGUGAGCUCUAAUUGCUAUAGAAUCUAGCAAUAAAGUGUCAGGGCUUCUCCUGCCCUUGGAAUUGAGUUUUCUAUGUAGCAUGGUCUUCUGUAAGGGUGGUAGUUAGUGGAAAUACAGUAGAGUCUUUAUCACCAAAACAUUUUCUAACAACUUACAAUUAUGUUUCCCAUUUUCAGUGAUUCUCAAACAUAUAUGAGCAAUCCGUGUUCCUAAUUAUAAACAGUAUUUCCCAAGCCCAUUUAGAAAAUCAGGUCACCCUGCUGCUUGGGUGCGUGUUUUCUGCCAUAUCUGCAGAAUUAAUUCCCAAAAAACUUUCCAGUCAGCAGCCUUUUUUUUUUUUUUUUUUUUUUGAGCCAAAAUGCCACGGUAAACUUUUUAUGACUACUAGCCUUGUGUGAGGGCAUAGAGUUAGGUGGGAAAGCUGGGGCCAGAAUGCAGAAAAAGGCCUAAAGGAAACGCUUCUGGAAGCAUUCCCAUUUCUCUUCAGGCAGAGCUCUGAAACCAAGCUUAUGGUACAUUGACUGAGUUCUGAUGAUUUUCAGCUCCCCCAAGAAAACAAAGGUUUUCAGUUUGUAGUGAUACAAAGGCUGAUGAUCAGCAAUGCAGGCACAAAGGGGCUCAGCAGAAAUUCAUGCCACAGACAAACAGCAAAUUCCUCUCCUUGGACUUUAAUCCAGAAAAGCCACUUGCAGAGGAGGAGCAGCUCUGGGAUGUGGUAUAUGCAGGUGCAAGGGGAUUCUCUUCCAUGGACUUGUGGUAAAGGAAUAUCACCCAUAUGUGAUGGGCUUGUGAUGGUAGCUGAAACGUAACAAGAUGUGUAAGGAAUACUACAAUCUCCUAACUAAUUUUUAUUUCCAUAUAUUAUAUGUGUAUGAUAUAUGGAAAUAAAAAGAUGUAACAUGUUACUCUCCUGUUAGGGCUAUUCAAGGAUGAAAGUCUCAGAGCAUUAAAAUCAUGUUGAAGUAUCAAAGCUUUUGGUAGCAUUACUUUUAAUAAGAACUACUUGAUUAGAUAUUAACAUGACCUAGAUAGUAAUUAUUUGGUAUUGUAGACUGUAUUCUUAUUGCUUAUGAAGGUCACAUUAAUUUGCUUCUCUUUGGAAAACAUAUUGUUUCUGUCUCCAAAGAUUCUGGAAGUCCCUGCUAUUGGCUUGAAUCACAAACACAAAAUCAGGUGUAAUUUCUUCAGACCCUUUGCUGUUGUCACUGACACCACUGGUGUGUCCCCAGAGUCCUUGCAGCCUGUGUUUGCCACCUGUGUUAUCUGUGGUAGCCUUCCAGGGAGCCAAGGGCUCUUUCUGGCCCAGUGUCAGUCAGUUGAUGUCUUUGCUGAUGGACUGAGUGAGAGGAGUAGUGCAUCAAGUGCCAAAGCCCAUUCCCAGGUCAGUGAGCUGUUGGGCACCUUGGAAGGAUGGAAGCCUGGCCUUAAACCUGUGCUUGGACCUGCUGGCACAGAUUGGAAAACAAUAUUAAAACACGUUAUCCUCACUUUUAUACAGGAGCAUAACGUCCUUUCAGCACAUGACUGAUUCCCUGUGUCCUGCAUUUCUCAUACCCCACAGGGCAGCUGAUGUCACUAAUGCUUUGUCCAAGGCUUUACCCGGGCUCCCCACUCUCCAGGUUCCUGCAGAGGCCAGGUUCUGCAGCUGAACCAUUAGAAAACAAUAUUAUGUGCUAAUUACUCAAAUUCUAAAUAACACCUUCGGAUUAUAUUUUUCUUAAUAUGCACAGGACUUUUUGCUUGUUCAUUUUUCUUUCCUUUGCUUACAAAUUCUUGUGGUAUCUGGAGUAUCAAUAUGGGAAGAAAGACUAUUCCCAAGCACUCAGUUUUUGCUCCCACUUACAUUUUUUAUGCUCCAGAUACCAGGAGUAAUGUGACUGCUCUUUGGUUCUGUCCUUGUGCAACAGCACUGUGGAUAAUGUUAGAACUUAUCCAGCUCUGGUAGGAAUUUUAAGUGGUGCAGGAUAAACUUUCUCACACUGGGAUUUUAGAUAGAUCUUGCUCUUUAGUAGUGAAGUAAAUAGAAGGUGAUUCUGUACAUGAGUAUUUCAGGCAAAGUUGAAGUAAACCUUUUUAAAAACAGAAGUGAUUAAAUCUUAGAGUAGCAGAAAUGAAGAGUAAGAGUUCUGUUAUGCUGUGAGAACUCUUGCAAAUAUUCCAGCUUUGUGGAGAACAGCUGAAACUGGAUUCACUUGUGAACUUCACAAUGAAACCAGGGUCUUACCUGCUGCUUAAACCUGGAAAGAAAUGCUUAGAUCCAGAUGUAUCUCCACAUCACCCAGAUUGUAUUACCUAAGAACAGGGUUUGAGGCAAGGGAGAAACUGUCUGAAUCACAGGUAAAGCAUGUGGCCUGGCAUGCAUUAACAAAAUACCUGGAUAUUUGCAUGUAGGGAUUACAUUAUGUUCUUAACUACCUGAGAAUGAGGAAAAACUGCAGUUUGGAACUUGCACUUCCAACCCCCAGAAAUUCCAUUUUUUAUUUGGAAGCCCUCUGGUUGCAGAGCCCUGCCCACAUGUUCAGAGACAGUAACAACUUCCAGGCUUUUUCAGCCUGUUCCCUAUAGUGUAGGAUUAAAAGUUCCACAUACCAGGACAUCCAGCUGUUCGUUUCCCUUCCAACAGGAAUACUCAAUGAGAAAUAAUGUAGGCUAAUCAUUUAUUUUAAAUAAUUCCACUUGGGAAGAAGUGAAUAGAAGCCUGCUUCUUUAAGGAUCCAUCAAAGGACAGUUUCUUGAACUGCCUAAAACAAAUUGAAUUUCACUCUGUUCUGUGGCAAUACUGCAUGUGCAAAUAAUUUGGAAUUAGAUUUAAUGAGGGACCAGCUGUUACAAUAUUUAGUGUUGAUCACUUUAUUGAGAAUGACUUUUCAGCUGAUACAUGUUACACAGGGUCCUAUUUCUGCAUAAGUUAAUAAUUAAGUGUUUUCCCCUGCUCCAAGUGAGCUCUGCUCCACUGUUGUUAUUGUCGUGGCUAAGAAUGGACUGGAUUAUUCAGUAUUUGACCCUACACAUUUGCAUUUCAAGAAUGUAAAAUAUACCUUAAUGAUGUAAAAAGUGCAGGUAAAUUUGUUUUUCUUUCAUUCACCAUAAGUGGUGAUAUAAUUGUGGGUGCUGUCAGAGACACACUUGGGUUUGCUCAGGCCUUAAGGACGGGGAAUCCUUACAAAGCUCAUCUUUCAAAUAAACCCCUAUAAAACUACUUCAACACUCUUAUCUCACAUUGAGGAUCCAAUUCACAAUUUAGUGGUUCAAAACAACUCUAGAAAUUCAGAAAUAAAUUAUUUAGGUUUAAAUUUUGCUGUAUUCAGCUCUCUCUACUUUUCAGAUAUUGGCACAGUUCUGUAAACUGCUGCUUGUGCCAAUUCUGCUGCAACUUUGAUGAAACCAUUCACAUAAGGUCAUUUUUUGGGUAGGAUUUUGCCCUAGUCUGAGUCAAAUAUAUAAUUUACCUGUGGUGUAACAUUAUUUGGCAGAUGUAAAAACUGAGUACAUAGAGAAAAACCCAGAGGGUCUGUUGAAAUUACCAAAAUUAUGUUUCAACUUGAAAAAUGAGAAAAGAGAGUUUAAAAUACUGCUUAGAGUGCACUCCUGUAUAGUGUCUACAUAUUGGAAACAAAUUACAAUGCCAAAUCUAGAAAAAACAAAUGGAUCAUCUACUGAGGACAUGAAAAUUCUGAUCCUGCCAAUAGCUUCACCUUGUUUUGAAUUUGAGCCUGCACAUAGUUAAUUUUAAACAGAUCUGAGAACAGGUAGUAUCCUUCAGGAAAUUAAAAAAGUAGGACUUUAGUAAUCUAAACCCAUGCUUGAACAUGGACAGUCUAGAGCUCAAAUUAAGUCUUUCCUAAGCAGACAUUAUUUUACAGAUCUUACCAGUGCAGAAGCAUGUUUAUGUGUCAAUAGUACUGACAUGCAGAGCAGAUUUGGCUUUCUUCUGUUUCUUACUUUACUAGAGCUUUGUUCACUAUUACACGAACUGUUUCUGUGAAUUUGUUCUUUCAUCUUGUUUUCAGUUGUGCAGCCAUAGUUUCCCUCAAAACAGCCAACAGCUUUGCAGUUUUAGUCCAAACUUCUGUUUGGUUGCUGUUCUUCAUUUAAGCUUAAAAUGUGUAAGAGAGCCUCUCAUGUAAUAGGAAAACUUGCCAUAAAAAUGUAUAAAGGUUUUCUUGGGUACAUGUUUUCAAAUUUAAUAAAUGCAGUUUUCGGUUAUAAUUUGAAAUGGUCACUUUCUAGCAACUAUUUCAGUUUUGUGUGUAAAAGAAAUGAAGAGAAAAAAAGAAAAUCACCUUUUUUUUUCUUUAUUUUACUUCAGCAUUGUAAAUAUUUGCUGAAAGACAUGGUUUUGGGGAAAUCAGAUCAAAAAGAGAUUUGCUGCCUAGUUGCUAUAGAUAACACAGCUGAAAGCUCCUUCCACACCUCUGAAAGUGUCCUGCUUGCCAUCUGAAUAGUGUGACCUUGUGCAAAGCCUAAUUCACCAGCAGUGGUUCCAUUUGCCUGGCCAGUGCUUUCAGCGUGUCGCGUGGAUGGUUCAGGGCUCUGUGGCCUCAGAAGAGUGACCGAGUGUCGAGCAGGCUUGUUCCCAGGUCAGCUGGCUCAGGACUGGGCAAUCAUCCGCCAGAAACAAGGUGUUCGUUCGCUACCUCGCUGUUCUCUUGAGAACUUGCACAACUCUUCUUGCCGUUAGGUUCUGGGGAUCCUUUCAAGAUUUUACAGUGCUGAGACAAGAGGCUGGAUUUUGCUAAGAGAGAAUUCUGGCAGUUUUAGCAUCGGUUUUCAUAGGGAAACAGCACAAAACAUGGGGAUUUUGAAAGGUGGUGUGUUCACAAUAGAGUGGUGAACUAGGAAAUAGACUGUACCCUCUAGGAGUUUGGGCUAUUACAGAGAUACUGAAAUCAUCAGUAAUUGCUUUUGAUGGAAAAAGUCUUGUUGGGGAACAACUGCUCUGAUCCCUGAGGAGUCAAAUUGUCCACUGGGUGAACUGGAUAUUUUAGGUUUCACUUCUGUUGUUUUGAUCUUCAUGUGUUACCCUCUCUCACUUGGACUUCCCCAGUAAAUGCCAGAUCUUUAUGCAAAAAUAAGAGCAUUUUGCCCAACAAACAUGCAGGAAGUUGUUCAUAACUGUAACUAGAGCCCUGCUGUAGAGAGUUUAUUUCAUUAGUGAGAAAUUGAGUGUAACACCAGAUAAGGAGCGGCAGUGCAGCAUCCUGAGAGCUCUCACUGCUCAAGAUCUGGACAGUCAGCAUCCCACACGCUCACAAAUCAGCCGAGAUGGUUCCUAACAGUUAUAGAAAACAGCUUGGAAGACAGGCUCAUUUUUGUCGUGCAGAUUGUAUGAAAAUAAAACCCCAAAUACAGGAUAUAUUUAAUUGAGGUAGAAACUUACUGAAACUCUCUGUAGCAGAGGCACUGAGCACAUCCAGUGGUUUAGUGGGAAAGCAAAGUGGUGUUACAGAAUUGUUGUCAAUAAACAUAACAUCCAAAAGCGGGUAUAAGCUAUUUUCAAUUUCAUUUUUCUAGUCUUUUUUUUUUUUUUUUUUUUUUUUUUUUUUUUUUUUUUUUUUUUUUUUUUUCUGAUUAUGUUGUAGUUUUGAUUUGAUUUGCAUUUACAUUAAUGGACAAGGAAGAGAACACAAGUUCCUAAAGCAGGGCUGGAAUGAAUUAGGGCUAGAAUUAGAGGCACAGAAGAGUGGUGUUAGUAAAGCUGGAGCUUUCUGUCAGUUAUAAAUCAAGUGAAUUUUUAUAUUACUAUUUUUCCAGGACAAAAAGCAUCUGUACAAUAAACUCUGGCUCUGUCAUGGCUGUUUGAGAAGCGUGAAUCGAAUUGCUGUGUGUGCUUGGACACCAGUUUUGAAGGGGUUUUUUUGUUUGUUUCUUGGUUGUUUUGGUUUUUUUUGGUUUUUUUUUUGCUAGGAUCCCCUUGGAGUGCAUCUACUCUAUGUAUGUUUGGCUAAAACUACAGGAACAAACCACUUUUGUUUUUAUGGAUUGCUGUACACACAUCUGGUUCUGGUGGGAAGAGGAGGAUUUGUUAGCUGGUGGGUUAGCAUAUUUAUGUGAAUUACUUGCAGCAUUGGUAAACUACUGUCAACUUUGUUCACAUUGCACAAGAUACUCUGUGUUGUCUAUUGCUGGUGUUAUAACCUCGGUGAUCCAUGCAUAUCCUGUAAAUUUCUGUAGGUUUUGUGUAAGAAAUCUUGCCACCACUGCUUGCUACUGUAAAUUCUUGUUUUGGAGCAAGAGGUGGCAUUUGACUGUACAGCCAUGUGUAUUAUAUACUGCAAUAGUCCUUGUUCUGUCCUCUGAACUCACUGUCCACAUAGAGUUGAAGGUCUGUUAAGCACGCUUAGUGGUUUCAGAAUUGAUUUCAAACAGCAGAUCUAUAAGCCAUUUACAGAAACAUUAAAUGUAAUGUAAGAGAAUUCAACCCAGUUCAUACCCUUUUCUGAGAGCUCGGGGUUGGACUGGAGCAGGCAGCUGCAGGUUUGCUGGUGUCCCAGGUGCCUGUGCCUGCACACCUGAGAGGUGUCACACCUGUGCAGUGUCCCCUGGCAAAGGGGUGCCCCAGGCACAGCACCUGGGCAGGCUGCUGCCUGCAAAGAUGUGUGAGCUGGUGUCUUUUUUACUCCCCACAAACUGCAGCAGUGCCAAGACAGAAGCCCAUCUCUAGGGGCAUAUGGGAGGCACAGAGCUGCUUCUGCAUUGUGUCCUCAUCUCCACCCACCGCAGGCUUUACCCGAGGUGGUGGUUAAGGAGAUUUGAACUCUCUGCCUGGUUACCGAAAGAGAAAAAUAACCUGAAUUCUGGGACUCUGCAUUCUUUUUUACAGUAUUUUAUGAUAUACAGCAAAGGCCUGAAAAUGUCUGUGUGUUCUCUGCUGGUUUCUGACAUCAGAAUUUCAAGUCCUGUCUAGUCUGAAAGGCAGUGAUUCGAAAAGUGAAGAAGCUUGGAAAGUUGAAGGGGAUUCUUACUUGGAUUACUUUAAAUUCUGUGUUUCUAUUGAUAGUUUAAUUAAAUGAGUAGGCUAAUCUUUAGAAUCAAGGCAGUCUUAAUGACUUUGCACCUUCACCCUUUCAUGUAAGACUGAGAACUUGCAAUAAGUGUUACUCAUGCUUACAGUCUGAUUUGUAGAUAAAUUCCCUGUAUUUCUAAGAUAAAAAAAAUAUUUCUACAGUUACUUCAGCCCUUUAUAGAGAACAACAGGGCAAUCCCUGUUCCAUAAUCCCAAGUAUUUGUAGGUGUAUUUUAGACAAAGAAUGACUUUCAACAUCAUAAAUGAAACUAAUGUUCAAUGUUCCAGUCUCUGGAAGUAAAGGAAACCUCAGUAAUUUUGCAAACCAGCAAGAAUGAAACUUGUCUAUAUAAAUACUAAUGUAGAAAGUGCAUGCAAAACUUGAUACUGCCUCUGACCUUAAUCGUUGCUAUUGAUACUAUUGGGGAUCUCACAAAUGUGUGUUUCAGAACGCUGUAUUUCUCCUCAGUGCGUGCUUCAUCCUCAUUACCGACAGCUCCUGCAAAGAGCCAGCCCAUGCCGUAGCCAAGGCGUGGGGAUGCAGAACUCCCACAGCACCAUGGAUACGUGGACAUGCGUGCGUGUUGUGUUAGGAUGAGUAGCCACUGCGGCUGCAAGCCCCUCCAGACCUGUCUGUAGCUCUCCAGGGCAGCCUCUGGGGUGCUGGGAGGGCUGCAGUCCGGUGCCCCGGAGCUGCUCCCAUCCACGUGGCUGCGGGUCUCACUCUGGGGGAUCGUCAUGAACUCAGCCUCACUGUGUAACGUGUGAUGAGCUCCUUGCCAGACUGAGCUCCCGAGGCUCGGGUGGUGUGGCACACUGCCCCGAAGCGUGUCUGGCUGGGAGCCUCAGACAGGGCUGUGACAGACUGGAUUGUCAUGGUGAUACUGUGCCACCACAUCAGACUUGUUUCGCUCCAUGCUUGGCCUGAUUCAUCCUGCCCUAAUUUCAGCUGGAUAAAAAUUACCAGCCUGGGUCUUGUGUGCAAGUCCGAGGAGGGACGUGAGUGGAGAUGCCUCUGGAAGAUUUCAUUAUGGCAUCAUCUGUCCUCACCACUGCCAAACGGCUGGAAUUAGGUGGGAUGAAUCCAAAUGUGUACAAUUGGCUUCUCACACCUCUAUGCAGAAGUGUAUUUAUUUGAGCUUGGAAUGGGCAAGAAUAAUGCAGCUCCUUUGAACCUGAAUUCAAGUGUCUCAUAGAUGAUUUUCUGAAUUCAAUCUCAAGCAUGAGAUUUCUGCCCUGUAGUGCUAUUUUCUUUAUUUUUACUUUGAUUUUAACAAACAGCUGUAGCUUCAACUUGCAAAUUGUUGGAACAUUUGCAGAGGGAUUACCCCUGCCUAGGAAUCCUCAUCUUUAUUUGUUAGAGAGGGCUUCCUUGUUACCUGCACUGAUGUUCUUUGGAAGCAACACAGGGAGAAACCAUUGCAUAGAUCAAUCAACACCAGCAAUAGCAUAUGCAUCUUCUAAAAUCAGCUGUGAGCUUGUAACUAAGGUAUUAAUGUUCAUACUUUCAAGGUGUGGCUCAAGAUUCCUUUCCUGAGAGCUUUAAGGAAUAAAUCUAGGAGGUCAUGGUUGAGGGUUGUGAGAAUACAUGUAGUAAUGGCAGUUUAUGAUAGGUUUUUUGGGGGGAAAUGUGCGAUCAAUGUGCUGGGAUUUGGUGGUUUGGAGAUGAGGGAAUCUCCCAUGUCAGAUAGAGCAGAUCUGCAGGCAGCGUUGCUGUGGGUUAGCAGAGCCUGCUUCCAGCAGGUUCCUCCUCUAGUUCCCCCUGACACCUUCCCCAUUACCUGCCGGUACGAAAUCCUGGCAGCAGUUGUGCCAGGUGUUGUGGCGAGCUGAGGAACAGCUCAAGGCCCAAACUGAAAUGCUGUAGCUGCACCUUUCACCUUCAUCAAGCAUCCACGUUCUCAGAGCUGGGCUGGGACAGCAGGCACCUCCACAGCUGCCCUGUAAUCUUACCAGACAAAAGUGGGUGUCACUUCUUAUGAGUUUAUCAGGAGCAGUAUUGAUCCAGUCGCUUUAUUUCCUAAGUUGUGAGUCAUUUGCUGUUGGAAAUGAUACAGAUAUUGUGUAGCUGUGAAUAGAAAAAUUGAGAUUUUUUUUCUUAUGAUGAGCUGGUACAAUUCCUGCUCCGCUGUUCAAUAUUUUUGAGUGCUGAAGUUAACCAAAAAUGCUGCUUUCAUGGAUUAUCUCAGCCUCAGCUCUGCAUGAAAAUGGGCAUGAAAUUCCAGUUGCUGUUCCUGGUUUCUCUGUGAAUUCUGAGCCAAAGGUAAAGCAGUGGGAAAUAUUGUUGUGGCAGCCACUCACUGACAGCUUUUCAGAUGCAUAAAGCCAUUCUGUCUGUCAUCUGACAGUAUUCCAGUUUUCUCACUGGGUCACCAUGUUGUUGUCAGCCAGUGGAGGAAAGGUGGAUGAGCUCACCACCCAGGAAGAGUAGAAAUGUAGCAAGUAAUGAGCUGUGUUCUCCAACAGUCCUUUAUUUGUAGAGCUUCACUUUCAAUUAACUUUUGUACCUUCAGUUAUUAUUGUACCAUUCACUAUCUUGAGGUGGUAUGAGCAGAAAUUUAUGAAUAUAUAUAAUUUACCAGAAAUAUAGGCUUGUAUUGUGCCUUUGUAAUUCUCUUCAGCUUCAGUAUGUAUACGCUGCGAGCAGAUGAACUUCCUCCCUCUUUUGGGGUGUUCUUUACUACAACAGUAGCUGAUGGCUUCAUCAAUAUUGGCUCUUUUAGUCUUCUGGGGCUAACAUUUCUGUUUUUCUGAGUGAAAAUGCCAUAGUGCCCUCAGCAGACAUAAGCACAAUGACAUAACUCUGCAGUGCAUGCUGUCUCUUAGCUUCUCUCUACACGUGCUUGCAUGUUGGAAGACCUGAAGAGCUGCUGUGUAAAUUGCUACAUUAUUUACCCAAUACAGGUGGUUUUCCGCAUCCCUUUUUUGCUCAAAACUCCCAUUAACUCAGAAGUUAGUGAUGGCUCAAAGGGGGGUUUUGGAAGCACAAAGGAUGCAGGAAGCAACUCUUCAGUAGUUUACAGGCUGCUAUAAAUGUCUUUUCAGCAACGAAAUGUAGCAUUUUAGCAGUAAUUUCCUAGUGAAAACACUGAGCGUGCUUAUCACUUAAGAUUUUAAGGAAAAAAAAAAGUGUCAGACUGUAUAAUUGUAUCUCAUAUAAUUUUGACACUUAACCAGUUUUAUCUGUGUGUUCAUGCUAUACCAACCAACAUAGACCUGAAAGGUGACAGCCAUGUUUUUGUUACACAAAAAGUCACAGUUUUACAGAGGUUCUGUUUUGACUUUUUGUUUCUUUACCACAUUUUCACUGCAGAGGUAUUUUUCUAUACAGUUACCUGAGGCUUCCUUUCACCAACCAAAAGAGUCUGUAGCCCUCUGCACUGUGAAAGGCAAAGCCCUUGGAGAGACACGGGCUUUGCACUUGCCCAGCAAAUUAGCAGAAAUUUCACCCAAGCCAUAAAAGCCUCUUAUGUUAAUCUCUGUUUAUGUAAUUAAAGCAAUUAGGGAUAGGAGCUUCAGCAAUAAUGAGGUCUCUCUAUCCUCCAUUUACACUCUCUGUGCUUCAUAGGGAUUUAAGGGUUCUUUUUUCAAGGCUCAGCUGUGUCUCUUCAAACCAGUGCAGUCUAAGCAUCGUGUGAGAUGCAGUUUAUGGAGAUAGCAUUGGAGCGUGAAAGAUUUACUUCUGGUAGCAAGGAAAAACUUGUGUCCCUGUGGACAUGGACACUCGCAAACAAGUCUGAUACCGAGAAUUAAAACAAAUGCGUUCACGAUGGUACCAGUACAUCAGACUCCGUUCUACAGUGGGGUUUUUAGCUUUUGUCAUUUGUAUUUUAUUUUGUGAAAAAAGGAGUUGGGGGGAUCUCAGAUCACAUGGGGAAUAUUAGAAGUAUAUCACUCAACAAUCAUUUUAUAAAGUCUAACUUCAAAAUGCACUAUGAUUUAUUACAAAAGUAUAUUUUCUUCUGUUUUUCGACAUGGUGGUUCCAUUUUGUGAUAAGUUAAACUCAGCAGUUAAUUUGUUGCACUGCCUGGCUGCAUGAUUUCAUCCAGUGUACCUACGUACCUGUGCAGCAUUACUUUUGGGGUUUGUAUUUGAAUUUGCAGUAUUGAUUAUUAUUUUUGUAUUUUACUUUGCCUCUGUUAUUGGAAUUGUAGUAAACAUAAUUUAUACAUAUGAUUUUACAACUGUUUUGCAACUGAAAAGUCUCCUUUAAAUUGUAAAGUUUUAUUGAUGGAUACUCAUUAAAAUGGUAUAAGAAUUAUAUUAACAAUUGUUUUGUGUUUUGAUGCUCUCUGUAUAUAAAUAUAUGUCUAUUUAUCUGUUUAAUGGUGCUUGUGUCUUGCAAUUUUGGAUACAUUUUAGAAUAAAGUUUCAUUUUACAAGAA
Molecule: messenger RNA, 13502 nt
Organism: Lonchura striata (white-rumped munia)
Lineage: Eukaryota; Metazoa; Chordata; Aves; Passeriformes; Estrildidae
Gene: SSBP2
Product: single stranded DNA binding protein 2
Biological process (GO): positive regulation of transcription by RNA polymerase II
Cellular component (GO): nucleus
Molecular function (GO): protein binding; single-stranded DNA binding
Source: RefSeq, a predicted model, not a curated record